Messenger RNA from Hyla sarda, 1059 nucleotides. Its product is annotated as holocytochrome c-type synthase. NCBI's taxonomy places the organism in Eukaryota, Metazoa, Chordata, Amphibia, Anura, Hylidae. Gene Ontology annotation, biological process: cytochrome c-heme linkage. The coding region runs from base 16 to 975 and encodes 319 amino acids. Gene Ontology annotation, cellular component: mitochondrion. The record is from RefSeq and is a predicted model, not a curated record. Gene Ontology annotation, molecular function: holocytochrome-c synthase activity. The transcript is spliced from 7 exons.
UGUGGUAUACGGAGGAUGUUGUGGUGGUAUACAGAGGACGGGGGCGUUGUGGUGGUAUACAGAGGAUGGGGUUGUUGUGGUGGUAUACAGAGGACGGGGGCGUUGUGGUGGUAUACAGAGGAUGGGGUUGUUGUGGUGGUAUACAGAGGACGGGGGCGUUGUGGUGGUAUUAUGGGCGUCUCUGCCUCCACUCCGCCUACUGCGCCCCCUGGUGGAGCCCCAACUACAGGCUCCGCCCCAUCCCCUCCCCCAGGGUGUCCGAUGCACGACAAGAAGACAGAAGCUUCAGGAUGCCCGAUGCACAAAGAUGUUCCGCAGCAGCAGAGCUGCUCUGGUCCGGCCCAUCAGGAGAGAGCGUACGAGUAUGUGCAGUGCCCAAUGAAAGCCGGCGCCAAAGACGACAUAGACCCCAGUAAUAUGAUGCCUCCUCCAAACCAGACCCCGGCGCCCGACCAGCCCUUCCCACUCUCACUGGUCAGAGAAGAGUCCACCAUUCCCUGUGCCAGCGCGGAGAAGAACUGGGUGUAUCCAUCCGAGCAGAUGUUCUGGAACGCGAUGCUCAGGAAGGGGUGGAAAUGGAACGAAGACGAGCUGAAACCUGAGGAUAUGAGCAACAUCAUCAAGAUCCACAACAAGAACAACGAGCAGGCCUGGUCCGAAAUCCUGAAGUGGGAAGCUCUCCACGCUAGAGAAUGCCCCUGUGGUCCGACUCUUGUUCGUUUUGGUGGUAAAGCCAAGGAGUUCUCGCCGCGGGCCCGUAUCCGGUCGUGGAUGGGAUAUGAACUUCCCUUUGAUCGUCACGACUGGGUUGUAAAUCGCUGCGGACAGGAAGUGCGUUACGUCAUCGAUUAUUACGAUGGAGGAAACGUGGAUAAAAACUAUCAGUUCACGAUCCUGGACGUGCGCCCGGCCUUUGACUCCAUGACGGCGGUGUGGGACCGGAUGAAGGUUGCCUGGUGGCGCUGGACGUCGUGAAUCAAAGAGAAUUGAUAGAGUGUAUAUAGGAAAAACGUAUGAAAUGUUUGUCUGAUCUCUAAUAAAUAUUAACCCUGCGGUGUC